Molecule: messenger RNA, 2474 nt
Organism: Oppia nitens
Lineage: Eukaryota; Metazoa; Arthropoda; Arachnida; Sarcoptiformes; Oppiidae
Gene: NetA
Product: netrin-1-like
Exons: 16
Coding region: 414-2309 (631 amino acids)
Molecular function (GO): protein binding
Source: RefSeq, a predicted model, not a curated record
UGUAAGCUUAACUUAUUUUCACUCUCAACCUGUGGCUUAACAAAGUUUUGCAACAUUUUUAGGUUAAGACACUUUAUACUAGUAUCUCAAUAAUGACUUUUAUUGAGAGACAAUGGCAUACAAGUGCUGAACAUUGAUUUGAUGAGAUAUACCAAAACUUACUCACGAUUUAAGUCUUGUUAAAGACUCUUAAGAUUAAAGUCAAAAAUAAAGCAAAAUAUAGCCAUAAAGUUUAGACAUAAUAACAAGUUGUGUGAAUAAUAAUAAGCCUCGCAAAUAAAAAUCCAUUGAAAAUCUAUUGGCGUUACCAUUGAAUCCAAUCGGAAACAUAAUAAUAAGUUUAAGACGAGAAACGCCUUCCCAUUACAUUUAACCAGCAAUUUGUGCCAACGAUUCCACUCUUAACAAUAAAUAUGAUUGAAGUCUACCAGAAACGGGCCCUCACUUACCUUAUAUUACUGGUGACCUACACUGUCUUCAACUACAAGACUAUUGUAGUCAACUCAUCCUUUUUGACUCUCUUCUCACCACAAACUGAACCAUUGGAUCCAUGUUAUGAUGAGUUAGGAAAUCCUCGACGAUGUAUACCUGACUUUGUGAACGCGGCGUUUAAUAAAGAAGUUAAGGUGUCGAGUGAAUGUGGUAAUCCUCCUUCACGUUUAUGUAUUGCCACAAACAAUGAUAGGGGAGAUAUAGUAAAGGAUUGUCAGAUUUGUGAUAUCAAUGAUCCCAAGCGUCGACAUCCGGCAUCAUAUCUGACUGAUCUGAAUAAUCCAAAUAACCUGAGCUGUUGGAUAUCAGAGCCCCUAAGUCAGGGCAAUCAAAAUGUUACUCUAACCCUAAGUCUAAGCAAAAAAUAUGAGUUGACUUAUAUUAGUUUACAAUUUUGUGCCGCAAAACCCGAUUCAAUGGCUAUUUUUAAAAGUAUGGACUACGGGGAGACUUGGCAUCCAUUUCAAUACUAUUCGAGUCAAUGCAGAAAAGUUUACGGCAGACAAAACAGAGCCGCUAUUACUAAAGCCAACGAACAGGAACCUCUCUGUGCUGAUUCCAAUACUGAGCCCAUUCCAGGUGCGAGAGUGGCCUUUAGUACUCUCGAAGGACGACCAUCUGCUUAUGAUUUUGACAACAGUCCAGUACUACAGGAUUGGGUCACUGCUACCGACAUUAGGAUUGUAUUCAACAGAAUAAAUGUGAAAACACAGACAUCCGAGACAACCACAAUAUACACCAUCGAUGAUAACAUAACCGACUCAUCAAACGACUUGACAAAACCAUCAGACGCUGUAUAUUAUGCCGUAUCAGAUCUGGCAGUAGGCGGUAGAUGCAAGUGCAAUGGACACGCAUCCAAAUGUGUCUACAAUAAAGACAAAAAAUUAGUUUGCGACUGUAAGCACAACACGGCUGGAAAUGAUUGUGAGAAGUGUAAGCCUUUCCACUUUGACAGACCCUGGGCUCGGGCCACGGCUUUUGACGCUCAUGAGUGCACUCCCUGCAACUGUAACCUUCACGCCCGCAAAUGUCGGUUCAAUAUGGAGUUAUACAAACUGUCCGGUCGUAAGAGUGGUGGGGUUUGCCUCAAGUGUCGGCACAACACCGCUGGCAGACAUUGCCAUUAUUGCAAAGAAGGUUAUUUUCGGGACUCAGCAAAACCCAUCACUCAUAGAAAGGCGUGCAAACAGUGUGACUGUCAUCCAGUGGGUAGUUCUGGACGAAACUGUAACAUAACGAGUGGUCAGUGCCAAUGCAAACCCGGUGUUACCGGCAUUAGUUGCAACAGAUGUGCUAAAGGAUAUCAACAAUCAAGAUCUCCAGUACAACCGUGCAUAAAGAUCCCACAAAAUAAUGACAUAUCGUUUGCAUCAAUGGAGACAACAUCAGAGCCCGACUCUGAUUCCGGCGAUAGUUGUUCGUCGUGUCAAUACUCGACCCAAAGAGUAAAUCUGCGUAAAUAUUGCAAAAGAGAUUUCGCAAUUCAGGCAAAUAUUAUAUCGCGAGAGACAGUCGGCGAUUGGGUUCGCUUUACGAUUCAGAUUCAGCAGAUCUACAAACACGCGACCACUAAAUUGAGACGCGGGUCUGAAUUUAUUUGGGUGCCAAUCGACGACCUGGCCUGCAAGUGCCCUAAAAUUAGAGUCAAACACACCUACCUAAUUUUAGGAAAUGAUGAGCGGGAGAGUCAGCCCUCGGGACUGAUCGCUGAUAGAAGAAGUAUUGCUAUUGAAUGGAAAGAGGAAUGGGCUGAUCGUAUGAGACGAUUCCAGACCCGACAGUUCAAAGGAAAGUGCAAACAUGAAACUCAUGUCUGAAACAUAUCACUAAACAUUAUCUCAAACAAUGGCCAAACAUUUUCUAAUGUUUUACCUGAUAUUACUGUGAAAAUACAUUAUCAAUCAUUAUUGACAUACCAUUGAUAAAGUCAUCAACAAAUCGUAUACAUAUCUAUUGCGAUAUUAUUAUACAGUAUAAGAUUA